AUGCCUGUCUCACUUAUGAUGACUAUCGGUGAUCAUUUUGAAGAAAAAAUUAUUAAAUUCGGUAAUGAAGAUUCUAAUGAAGAUCAUGAUCAUCCAGGCCAAUCAGUAAUUCAGAAUUGUAGAUCAUACGUUCUUCCACUUCUGAAUACUCAAAUGAAAGUACGAAUGAUUGACGCAUCUGGAAUGGAAGAUACACGUGGCCUUACUCAAGAUGAUGUUAACAUACAACAUAUUAUUUCAUAUAUCAGUAAUCUUUUAUAUUUAAAUGCCAUGUGUAUUCUUCUUAAUAUAUAA
Molecule: messenger RNA, 294 nt
Organism: Rotaria sp. Silwood2
Lineage: Eukaryota; Metazoa; Rotifera; Eurotatoria; Philodinida; Philodinidae
Source: the annotation of a GenBank genome assembly